This is a messenger RNA of Dromiciops gliroides (monito del monte), 2353 nucleotides long. It is a transcript of the gene GTF2A1L, whose product is annotated as general transcription factor IIA subunit 1 like. The record is from RefSeq and is a predicted model, not a curated record. The transcript has 8 exons. Lineage: Eukaryota; Metazoa; Chordata; Mammalia; Microbiotheria; Microbiotheriidae. Gene Ontology annotation, cellular component: transcription factor TFIIA complex. Bases 126 to 1568 code for a protein of 480 amino acids. Gene Ontology annotation, biological process: transcription initiation at RNA polymerase II promoter; transcription by RNA polymerase II.
GGUGAGGAGGGAGCUUAGUACAAACCAUUUUUGUGGGCCGCUUUUUCUCAUAUUUAAAUGAUGAGAUGGGCUGAAGUUGUGUGUACUUUAUCAAGACUAAAUACAUUUAAACCCGAGAAUUAAAAAUGCUAACAAUUAUUUUUAUUCAGCCCAAGCUCUACAGAUCUGUCAUUGAAGAUGUGAUUGAAGGGGUCCGUGAGCUAUUUACAGAAGAAGGGAUAGAGGAGCAAGUCCUGAAAGACUUAAAGCAGCUGUGGGAGACGAAGGUGAUGCAGUCUAAGGCAACAGAAGGUUUCUUCAGAAAUAGCCACCCGGGCCCUCUCUUCACUCUGCAGUUGCCACAUAAUUUGCACCAAACAAUACAGACUUCAACAGCAUCUUUAGUUAUCCCUGCUGGGAGAACUAUUCCAAAUUUCACUACUACAGAACUGGGCACCUCAAAUUCCAGUGCGAAUUAUAGCCUUCCUUCUGGAAUUGGUUAUCCCAUUCACGUACCAGCAGGAGUGACUCUGCAGACAGCAUCUGGACAUCUUUAUAAAGUGAAUGUGCCUGUCAUGGUAACACAGACCCCUGGAGGAGCAAGUAUCCUUCAGCAUCCGAUUCAGCAGAUAUUUCAGCAGCUCGGGCAACCUUCCAUAAUACAGACCAGUGUUACACAGCUGAACCCAACCUCGAUUCGGGCAGCCGAAAAAUCUCAGAGACUGGAAACUGUGCUCCCACAGCCCACUGUCCUCCAUCCUGGGCCAGUGGAAAGAAAGCAUUUAGAGACCCUUGCACAGCCACAUAUGGGAAAUGAACACAAAACCACGCCUGAGCUUCUGUUGAGUCAGCAGCCUAGUUCCUUGGAAAGCCCCCAGUAUAUGAAUCUCCCAGGUGUUGUAUUUACUCCACAGGCCUCUCAAACAGAUUCUAAUGGGGAGCCAGUGGUCAGUGUUUCAGGUGGCAUGACUCAAACUCUGGAUGGUGAACCGCUUUCCUCGGGCCCUCGGGACUCUCUUCACCAGCAGUCUGAUUCGGAGGUGCUUGUUCUCAAGAACAGGAUGGGUGAAAGUAGUUCCCUAAAGCAGCUUCACACCCGAGGGGACCCUUGCAGCCUCCCUGCCUCAGAAGAGGAAUCCAGCGCUCAAAUGGAUUUGAGUAUUCAAACAAUUGAUGACCUUAAAGAAAUUAUCCAGAUAGAUGGAACUGGAGAUACAUCUUCCAAUGAAGAAAUAGGGAGUACGAGAGAUGUGGAUGAGAAUGAAUUUCUUGGUAUUAUUGAUGCAGAAGAUCUUAAAGUUCUUGAAGAAGAAGGUGAUAGUAUCUCAAAUGAAGAUUCAACCACCAAUAGCAGCGAUAAUGAAGAGCCCCAAAUAGACAUUGUAGAGGAGGACCCUUUAAAUUCUGGGGAUGAUGUUAGUGAGCAGGAUGUGCCAGACCUGUUUGACACGGAUAAUGUAAUAGUCUGCCAAUAUGACAAGAUUCAUAGAAGCAAAAACAAAUGGAAAUUUUACUUGAAAGAUGGUGUCAUGUGCUUUGGAGGGAAAGACUAUGUGUUUGCCAAAGCCAUUGGAGAUGCAGAGUGGUAAAUCUGGUGUGCUCUGUUUAUCAGCUCUUUAGGUCUAUGGAGACAUUUACUGAGAGUAUACUAAAUAUUCUGAAAUUUUUUUUGUUUUAAAUAAAAUAGUUUACCAAAAUGUGCUAAUGUACAAAAUUAGAAGAACCUGUGCAGAUACAUGGCAAAUGUGCAAUUAUUUCUUUCCUUGUUUUGUUACUGUGAGUUACUAACUGAUUCUUCCCAUUAUCUAUAUUCUCUAAAAUAUAGGCAUUUAGGUUUAUUUGAUUUCCGAAGUGAUGAUGAUUGUUGGUAAUUGUUCCAGAAACAAUAGUACAACAGGAAGAAUGCCCUAGUUUUUCAUUAUUUUAAGUCAUUUCUGUUUUUUUCUGCUUGAUAAAAUACAUGUCAUUGUUUUUUACAAUGGCAUAUUGUAGGUGUCUAACUAUUAAGUCAGUAAUUAGUGAUCUGUCUUUUUGUUUGUUUAAAAAAGAAGCAAGGACGAGAAAGUUGAGAAAGAUGCAGUGGUAAUGUGAAAUAGCAAAUGUUUCUCAUAAGAAGGGUUAACGCUUUUACUCAACAUUUUGACUAGUUUGGAUUGCCUACAGUAAAACUGAAGUGGGAGCAUAUGGAACUGUGAUAAAGCUAUUGAAGCAAUUCAGAAAAAAUUCUGGAAUUUAGAAUUUUUCCAGGUUCUACAUUUGGAAUUCAAAUGAUAUUGUUUUGACCACAUCUGACAUUUUAUAAAAUGCUGAGUUUUUGAAGAAAAAAUAAAGCCAUUUGUUUGUUCUCAUGUAAUAUGUAUCCCUAUGAAUAUUA